Molecule: messenger RNA, 2035 nt
Organism: Parus major (Great Tit)
Lineage: Eukaryota; Metazoa; Chordata; Aves; Passeriformes; Paridae
Gene: CBLN2
Product: cerebellin 2 precursor
Exons: 3
Molecular function (GO): protein binding
Source: RefSeq, a predicted model, not a curated record
CUGCCGCUGCUGCUGCUGCUGCUGCCCGCCGGGUGCCCGGUGCGGGCGCAGAACGACACGGAGCCCAUCGUCCUGGAGGGGAAGUGCCUGGUGGUCUGCGACUCCAGCCCCUCGGCCGACGGCGCCAUCACCUCCUCCCUGGGGAUCUCGGUGCGCUCGGGCAGCGCCAAGGUGGCCUUCUCGGCCACCCGCAGCACCAACCACGAGCCCUCCGAGAUGAGCAACCGCACCAUGACCAUCUACUUCGACCAGGUAUUAGUUAAUAUUGGCAACCAUUUUGAUCUUACUUCCAGUAUAUUUGUAGCACCAAGAAAAGGGAUAUAUAGUUUCAGUUUCCACGUGGUCAAGGUCUAUAACAGACAAACCAUCCAGGUAAGUUUAAUGCAAAACGGCUACCCAGUGAUUUCAGCUUUUGCAGGGGAUCAAGACGUCACCAGAGAAGCAGCCAGCAAUGGGGUCUUGCUCCUCAUGGAAAGAGAAGACAAAGUGCAUCUCAAACUGGAAAGGGGUAACCUCAUGGGAGGGUGGAAAUAUUCAACCUUUUCCGGCUUCUUAGUCUUUCCACUAUAAAAGAAGGCCAAAUAGGAGACAGAUCCAUGAGCCGGAGCAAGGAUUCAAUUGUUAAUGACACCCUGAACUUGGCAGCACAUGAGAAUAUUUUCAGUCACCCCGUCAGACUGUCACAGUAGAAGAAUGAUAACCUUCUAAACUCCAACAUUUGCUUUGAAUAUUGACAAUUCCUUGGAACCUGCGCCUCUAAUUAGUUUUAGACGACAGUGAUCUGUAGGAGAAAUGAAAUUAUCGACCUGAGCAAUUUGUACCUGUGAUUGUAAAGUCAAUUUUGGAUUUUAUUGUUGGGAUCAUUGACUUUCUUAUUCUAUUUUUUCCUCUCUUUCAUUUUUUCCUGUUUUUCUUUCUCUUGUUGUUGUCCCAAUGAAACAAAUAACUCGGACCACAAAAUCACUUUGUCAAAGGCUCACUCCAGAGCCAGAAGAAUGGAGUGUUCAGCCCAAUGAGGUGUUCUUUCCAUGCUUUAUUUCUUUGUGUUGUAUAGCCUUAAGGAAAAAAAAAAAAAAAAAGAAAAAAAAAGAAAAGAAAAAAAAAAGGAGAAAAAAAAAAGAAUGGCUUCAGUCUCAGUCCUGUAUUUUUCUGGGGGAGGGGGAAUCUGGACAUUACUGUGUCAAGAAGUGCUUUAUCCAGUGAAGCAAAAUUUGCACGAUUGGAACCUUAUUUGUAUUGUUCGUGUUUUUCAUCAGUUUUUAUUUUUCCUGGUUUUUGUUUGUGUGUGCUAAAAAUGUAAGCUAGAUUGAUCAAUAAGACAAAACAAAGCACAUAUAUACCCUGUAGCUCUAAGUAAAGCUAACCAGUGAACAAUUCUGUCUGCACUUUCCAGCUGAUCUUUAUAGACCUAUUUAGAGAGAGAGAAAGAGGGAGAAAGAGCAAGAGAGCUACAUGAUCCUUCAAUUACAAUCUGGAAACUGGUAAAGGAACUGACAUUUCUGAAUUGUCCUGACAUUUCUAGAAGCAACAGUGGAGGCUUUGAAUAUCUUCUCUGACCAUACCCUAAAAUAUAUCCUUUCUUUGCAUUACCAUAUUUUGGGUGCUUUUAUCUGGUAUUUAUUUAUUUGUCCACUAAUUCUUGAGUACACAUUGUGGGAGCACAGAGACAUGGCAGAGCAAAUUCUUCCUCUUCCAAAUUAAAUAAAACCAUCUCCCACUUGAGCUGUCCGUGGCAAGUAUUGGAGGAGUAGACACAAGCGUCUUUGACAGCCUUGAGGAGAGUGGCCUCAGCAGGAGAGGGGCCUCAGAGGAUCAACAAACGUUCCAGAAGUUGGCACAGGUGCCAUGUAUAUAUUCACUGCGAUUGCUCUUCUCAGCACAAAUGGCCUCACAGUUCUAGGGGUGGACUGACAUCAAUAAUGAACACUGGGAAAAUUAUUAUCUCAAUCAACAAGAGGUAAAAUAUCAGGCCAAUGUCAAUUGUAUCCUUGUGCCUCGUUCUCAAUAAACAGAUCUUGUUUCUUCAGUUUUUUAA